Messenger RNA from Physella acuta, 678 nucleotides. RefSeq names its product microtubule nucleation factor SSNA1. NCBI's taxonomy places the organism in Eukaryota, Metazoa, Mollusca, Gastropoda, Physidae. Gene Ontology annotation, cellular component: ciliary basal body; centrosome. The record is from RefSeq and is a predicted model, not a curated record.
AAGGAAAUGACAUCAUACCCCGGUAGUUGUCUUGACAAGAUUUGUAAACACAAUCUGAAAAGUUAAUUUUUUUGAAGUCUGGUCAAGGUGUGGUGUUUGGUCCACCUCAACUAGAUCUACCUUUUUAGAAUCUCAAUUUCCUGUUUUAUUUUCACUGAGAUGUCCCAACAAGGAGCAGCUCUGCAGAGCUACAACAAUGAACUUGUCAAGUGUAUAGAGGAACUGUGUAGCAAGAGGGAUGAGAUCCACCGCUCCAUCCUGCAAGAAGAGGAGGAGAAAAUGAAAUUACAAAAUGACAUCAGGGUACUGACAGAAAGGCUGGCUAAAGUAAACGAAUCUUUAGCCAAGAAAAUGGCCUCACGUAAUGAGUUUGAUAAGACAAUAGCUGAGACAGAGGCAGCCUACAUGAAGAUUCUGGAGAGUUCCCAGACGUUGUUGAGUGUUUUGAAACGAGAGUCCCAGUCCCUGAAAGAGAAGUCAGUCCCUGCACCAGGAGCCCCAUCCUCCAGGAAUGUUCAGCCCUCUUGAUGUUCAGCCUUACAGAGCUCCUAGUUUUUGUCUUUUGUUAUGUUUUAAUACAAUUUUUAUUCAAUUCUUAGACCAGCAGGAAACCUGUGAUCCUGGUGUGGGUGUGUGUGACUGGAGGUGGUUGGGGUGGUGGUGCUAGUGUGUGACUGG